UCAAACUUUUGUCUAUAGAUAAUAUACCUAUAAUUACUAAUUAUACUUAUGGAUUGUGCUCCUCCGAGCGGAAGCUUGAAGCAAAACUAUUUUAGUAUUGAUGAUAUUUUAAUGUCAAGUGAAAAAGUUCCAUGUAGCUUUCUUUUGCCAGUGUUUGGUUUGGGUUUUCUGGAUCCAGGAAGUGGUAAAAAGGACAUAACCGAAGGUACAAAGAUGGAUUUGCCAUUAUGGCUUGCAUCAUCACUUGGAGCAAAUCCUAAAAGAAAACUUGUAUCUGUAGAAAUAACAAAACCUUACAGAGAAGUCUAUAGAGAAAUUCUGAAGGCUGAUGCAUCAGUUGUAGAUCUACAUAAACUCGGUCCAUAUUAUUAUGCAAUGGGACAACAAAUGCUGGUUUUUAAUGCAGAUGAAUCUGUGUUUGUUGCAAGAAGUCUAGUUCAGGCAUUUGCUGAUAGAUUUCGCAGGAUAAUGGAUUGGUCAACCAAUGCAUUCAAAUUUGACAGUAAUAGACAUAAAGAAAAACUGGAUGAAGUUGAACGAAAUUUAUUUGAAGUUGGACAAAAAAGUCUUCAUAGUCAUAUGAAAUGGGAGGUGGGAACUAGCCAUAAAUUAACUGCUUCUGAAAUGGUAAUCAGGCAUAGAAAACGAAAGCGCGAUGCUGAGUAAGGACUGUUUUCUGUAAGCUGAUUACUAUACCAGCCAAUGAGUACUGACUUGCUGAUCUGUGCACGACAUGACAUGAAUGUCUGAAGAGUGAAUUGGGGUAUGGUUAAAGAUACUAAGAUGUUGAGCUAAAAUCAUUCAAGCACCAGACUAAUAAAGAAUGGUAUCACAGUGUUGAGGCAAAUUAUAAAUUCUUAUUGCCCAUGUACUCUCUGAAAUCCAUCUGUUACAUUCAAAAUGUAGAAAUUGUCAUAUACUUUCGUAAAUUUUAUUUACUCAUUUAAUAACAUUUGGCAUAUAUCAUAUUGGCAUUAUUGCAACUUAAAAUCAUGACGAUCAAAAAUAAUUACAUAAAAACAUAAGUACAUACAACAAUGAAUUUCAAAAGUUAAAGGAUGAUGGACACAGUUUCAUUAGUACCAGCACCGAUUUCCGACUUUGGGUGGAACAACCUUUUUUCCAAGCUUGUGUGCCAGCACCAUAUAAGUGCUCUUCAUGUCAUCAAGAUUAAUAUAACAACCCUGGUAAGGUAGAUGUCAAAUUUAAGAAUACUAUUUUGAGGGCUAAUGUUUGAUGAAAUUCAAGUUUAAAAUCUAGUGACAAACCAUUGAAAAUAUAUACUGUUUUUUGCCCUCUUUUAAAAUAAAACAUUGAGAUAAGCUC
This is a messenger RNA of Styela clava, 1326 nucleotides long. Its product is annotated as DNA replication complex GINS protein PSF3-like. NCBI's taxonomy places the organism in Eukaryota, Metazoa, Chordata, Ascidiacea, Stolidobranchia, Styelidae. Gene Ontology annotation, cellular component: GINS complex. Gene Ontology annotation, biological process: mitotic DNA replication initiation. The record is from RefSeq and is a predicted model, not a curated record.